Molecule: messenger RNA, 516 nt
Organism: Strongyloides ratti
Lineage: Eukaryota; Metazoa; Nematoda; Chromadorea; Rhabditida; Strongyloididae
Product: Transposase, ISXO2-like domain-containing protein
Exons: 1
Coding region: 1-516 (171 amino acids)
Molecular function (GO): nucleic acid binding
Source: RefSeq, a predicted model, not a curated record
AUGAAAAGGGAAUUGGAGCUGGAUCCAGGUACGACUGUAAACUGGAACACCCUUCUGAAAAAAGUGUGCCUUUUUAUGGAAAAAAAAGACAAAAAUAAGAUUGGAGGAAAAGGGUUUACUGUAGAGGUUAAUGAAACCCUUUUUCCCAGAAGGAAAAAUCAUGCCGGAAGAAUGCUGGGGCAGCAGUGGUGCUUUGGAGGGAUUUGCAGGGAGACUAAAAAGUGUUUCGUAGAGCCUGUUGCGGAUCGGACUUCAGAAACGUUGAUGAAGGUGUUGAAGAGAAAGGUGGCGGCAGAAAGCCUAAUAAUCUCAGAUAUGUGGAGGAGAUACUCCCAAGUAAGUGCUUCUGGGUAUGAGCAUUUGAAGGUGAGCUACAAGUAUAAUUUUGUGGAUCCACUGACGAAUGCUCAAACCCAAAACAUUGAAAGGGUCUGGAGGUCAGUGAAGGAAAGGUCCAAGAAGCAUAAUGAGACACACAGAAACAUGUUGAAGAGAUACAUGCAUGAAUUUACUUAG